Molecule: messenger RNA, 1643 nt
Organism: Ricinus communis (castor bean)
Lineage: Eukaryota; Viridiplantae; Streptophyta; Magnoliopsida; Malpighiales; Euphorbiaceae
Product: protein MAEA homolog
Exons: 7
Coding region: 77-1321 (414 amino acids)
Biological process (GO): proteasome-mediated ubiquitin-dependent protein catabolic process
Cellular component (GO): GID complex; nucleus; cytoplasm
Molecular function (GO): ubiquitin protein ligase activity; protein binding
Source: RefSeq, a predicted model, not a curated record
AAUCCCAACUCUCGUCUUCUCCAAUUCCAAUCAACCUGAAUAAAAAGAAUCCCACAAUUACUUCUCCUGAAGAACGAUGGAAAUGGAUUCCCUCCCAAACGGAAACUCAACACCUUCCAUAACAACACUAACAAAUCCGUCACCGGCAUCGACAACAGCAACAGCUGCCAUCUCAUCAAAAUUAACGGAAUCGUUAAAACUAGAGCACCAAUUCUUGCGAGUUCCAUUCGAGCAUUACAAGAAAACGAUCCGAGCUAAUCACAGAGCCGUAGAAAAAGAAGUGUCCUCCGUAAUUUCCGGCGUUAGUGACGUGGCGGAUUUAGAUGUGUCCAAACAUUAUGCUGUUCAACACCUUACCAAUCUUGUUUCCAAAUUACAAGGUCUCAAAAGAAAGUUGGAAGAGGGAAGUAAAACGGAGAACUUGCAAGCACAAAGGUGCCGUGCUAGACUUGACCAUUUAGAAUCAAUAGAUGUGGAGAAUUUGUCGGAGUGGAACAACACUCGUUUAAAGAGGAUUCUUGUAGACUAUAUGCUGCGGAUGUCGUAUUAUGAUACUGGGAUGAAGCUAGCUGAAAGCAGCAAUAUGAUGGAUCUUGUUGAUAUUGAUGUAUUCCAAGAAGCAAGAAGGGUUAUCGAUGCGCUUCAAAAUAGAGAGGUGGCUCCUGCUCUAGCCUGGUGUGCUGAUAACAAAUCGCGGCUGAAGAAGUCAAAGAGUAAAUUUGAAUUCCAGUUGAGACUUCAAGAGUUCAUAGAGUUGGUACGAGCUGAAAAUAACAUGCGUGCCAUUGCAUAUUCUCGGAAAUAUCUUGCUCCAUGGGGAGCUACUUAUAUGAAAGAAUUACAGCAGGUCAUGGCAACAUUGGCUUUUAAAAGUCACACUGAAUGUGUAAAAUACAAGGUAUUAUUUGAGGCAAAACAGUGGGACUACUUGGUCGACCAAUUUAAACAGGAAUUCUGCAGGUUAUAUGGCAUGACGCUAGAGCCUUUGCUGAAUAUAUAUUUACAUGCAGGCCUAUCAGCACUAAAAACUCCAUACUGUUACGAAGAUGAUUGCACAAAAGAGGAUCCACUGUCACAAGAGAGCUUCAGGAAAUUGGCAUUGCCAUUGCCAUACUCUAAGCAGCACCAUUCAAAGCUUGUUUGCUACAUAACUAAAGAACUGAUGGACACAGAGAAUCCGCCUCAAGUGUUGCCCAAUGGCUAUGUCUACAGCGCCAAGGCACUUGAAGAGAUGGCGAAGAAAAACAACGGUAAAAUAACUUGUCCGAGGACAGGUUUUGUUUACAAUUAUUCUGAGGUGGUAAAGGCAUUUAUAUCGUGAGUCCGCAUGUCGAGGAAGUUGAAGAAUUUAAGAGGAAAAACUCGUGUUGAUCUCUGAAGUCAUUUGUGAAUACUAGCAACGACUUAUGACAACUUGCCUUUCGUAAUUGGCCAGAGAACCUUUGGUAUUAGCACUUGGAACUCGCUGCUUGUACAUAUGUUCAAACUUUCUUUAGUGUUGUUUUGUUCACUGGUUCCUUGCGAGUAAUGAAAACUGAAGCUGUUUCGUUUCGUUAUAUUGCAAGUGUUGAUAUGUGAUUUUUCUGGGUUGUAAAGAUAAAUAAAGCAUUUCAAUCAGUUAUCACUAAGAUAUAGUUGAAUUA